Molecule: messenger RNA, 1041 nt
Organism: Alternaria incomplexa
Lineage: Eukaryota; Fungi; Ascomycota; Dothideomycetes; Pleosporales; Pleosporaceae
Exons: 2
Coding region: 1-1041 (346 amino acids)
Source: RefSeq, a predicted model, not a curated record
AUGGCUGGCCAAUUAAGCGCUUGCGAAAGGCGUACGAGCUCCUCGGUGGACCACACCCACGGAUUGCUCGGUACGUAUGGCUCUGCUCGUGUAACUAGCCGCGCUCAAUCUGUUAGGUAUAUAGGCGCGCUAUACAGCACUUCGGGUGAUGGUAUAGUCGUUGAGAAGCUGGAACCGGGUCAACUCAAGAGGGUUGAGGUGCCUGCAAUGACAGUACCUGUGGUAGCGCAAACGAUGUCGUACGACGACAAGAUCAUGCUAUCGCUGUAUUACCGAUGGGCGAUACAGGCACUCUCCGCCUUCCGGUUCAUGCAUGCUCGAUCCAUGUGCAUUGGCUUCUUCUCAUCGCAACUCGUGUGGAUACGCCCGGACUUCUCGCUCGCAGUGGGUGGAUUCAUCAGCGCUAGUGCACAGGAGAUAGAGGAUGAGCUCUGGAAAGAUACUGAAGAAGACACUAAGGCGGCCCGACGAGAAGCUAACUUCAUAGAUGAAAAUGGGCGAGAGAUAGAGAGCACCGCUAGCUGCGGUUGGAGCGAGGGUGAGUGGGCAGCGGACGACAUGAUAUAUGAUAUGGUACAUGGUGAGGAUUCUUUUGAUGAAAGUUACUACACAGGAGGUGUGCAAGGGAGUGUAAAGGCAGACCUCUUCUACUGGGCUACAUUCGUCUGGCGACUCAUGACGAACGACUUCACUGCUGUAUCGCCAUCGCGUCGUGGGCCUUUUCGUGGACUAUGGGAGCCUGCAUGGCCCAUGGAAGGAGGCUACAUGAUAGAAGACUCGCCAAAUAUAUCCAACAUUAUCGAUGAGAGACAACGGCGCAAGCUAUUCCAGCAGCUAGAGAGAGCUAGAUUGGGACAUAUCCUGGUUGGCGCUUGGCAUAAUCGAUAUGGCAGCGUGGAUGAGGUCAUUCGUGAUAUCGAGUUGGCGGCAGCUGAGGUGGGCAUAACCAUCUCUGGCGACGAGGUUGACAUUGGUGAGAAGUGGGAGGAUGUUUUCGAGUUCAAGGACGGGAAGUUGGAUUUCAAAGUCAGGUCUGAUUAG